Molecule: messenger RNA, 714 nt
Organism: Fraxinus pennsylvanica
Lineage: Eukaryota; Viridiplantae; Streptophyta; Magnoliopsida; Lamiales; Oleaceae
Source: the annotation of a GenBank genome assembly
AUGCUAAGCCAUCCAUAUCAGGCAUGCCCCUUAAAUGGCAUGGCCCAGGUCCGGGCUGCAGCUAUUUUUGCUUUGGGCACUGUGCUUGAUGUCAAGUUUGAUGCAUCAAGGAAUGGUCGAGAUUGUAAUGCCGAUGAAAAAAUUAGGGAUGAAGUUAGGGUUGUUAAGUGCCUUUUAAGUGUUGUUUCAGAUGGAAGCCCAUUGGUACGGGCCGAAGUUGCUGUAGCGCUGUCACGUUUUGCCUUUGGCCAUAACAAGAACCUAAAAUCAGUUGCUGUUGCUAAUUGGAAGCCUCAGUCAAAAUCCGUGCUUACUGGUGCAGGUAGUGUCCAUACAACCCCAAGCCGCUACAUGUCGCAAGGAAGUAUAGUUUCAUCUACAAUUUCUCCUUUAUUGGGAGAUUCUGAUUCUGGCAUAUUGAAUGAUUGUGUUAGCAAGGGAGGUUUAAACCACACAAGACCAAGACCACUAGAAAAUGCAUUCUAUUUGAAGUGUGUAUUGGCUAUCUAUACUCUGGCAAAGGAUCCAUCACCACAUGUUGCAAAUCUUGGUCAGCGAGUGCUGUCCACUAUUGGUAUUGAACAAGUGGUUGCUAAAUCUGUGAAGUCUAGUGGUGGAAGUGUACGCCCUGCUGAAUCAACGAGUACUCCAAAUCCUCGUCUUGCUGGACUAGCUCAUUCAUCAUCUUGGUUUGAAUUGAAUGGAGCUAUAUGA